Messenger RNA from Puntigrus tetrazona (Sumatra barb), 5465 nucleotides. RefSeq names its product opsin 7, group member a (gene opn7a). Bases 1347 to 2726 code for a protein of 459 amino acids. The record is from RefSeq and is a predicted model, not a curated record. Gene Ontology annotation, molecular function: G protein-coupled receptor activity. Gene Ontology annotation, biological process: visual perception; G protein-coupled receptor signaling pathway. The transcript has 6 exons. Gene Ontology annotation, cellular component: membrane. Lineage: Eukaryota; Metazoa; Chordata; Actinopteri; Cypriniformes; Cyprinidae.
UUCCAGAAUUUACAUGCACACAAAUAUUAUUAGGAUCACAAUUUAGUCAUAUUCUGUGCAUGUAAGAAUCAUUAACCUAAUGCCCAUAACAACAUUUUGGUGUCUAGUAAUCUGAAUACGACAGCUAUGUAUUAAUCCGAAUAUUCGCUGGCUGUAAGGAUUUUAUAUAAUAUUUUAGACUAUUCACAGUAAUUGGACAUGUACUUAUGUCCGCGUUAGAUACAGAUAAUUCAAAUACAUAGUUUGAAUUUCUCUCCUGUUUUUUAUCGCACCAGAAAUUCCAAAUUCCGUCCCUGAAGGUGUUCAUCGACUCUCUUUAUUCGGGCCGCUGAAGGGAAAGGUCGCUGCCGCCGGCUGAACGUCGAAGCUUCCCGCCGCUGCGUGCCUUCACGCGCUUCGGAUCGAAGGAGCGCGCGCUCACGUGCGCUUGGACGCGGACCUGCUCGCGCUCGCGUUCAGAAGCGCGGAAAGUUUACAGUGGCUCACGUUUUUGACCGAUAAUUGAAAGUCUUAAUGUAGAGUUAAAACUGUAAAAUACAGCGACACGUUCUUUUUAAGCCUUUUAAACUUAGAAACGGUGUGUAGGAUUAAGAAGGGCGAAGCUCUGAUUAUCCCGAAGGCUUCGGGAUGUUUUAUUCAUUAAAUGCAAAACCGUUCCCUCUCUUUACCGUUCCCUUCCCCUAUACAUUUCCUUUCUAUUGAGUUCCUUUCUUUCCUGUUCUCUCUUCCUCCCUUUUCAUCUCAGUGUGCUUAUUAUUUUAUUUAUUUUUUACCUUUCAUCUGUUUUCUUUAUUAUGCUCUUAUUAUUAUUAUUAGCUCGUUAUGUUUGCUAAUUCAAACGACUCAUGCUUUUAGUUUUUUAAAGCAGUUUCCAAUCUAAUCUAAUCAUUUUGCACCUGUCCAGGAACGCCGAACCUGCUGCCCCGAUGCAGGAGAAUCCAAAUGUAAUGUUAUUUGUGUGUAAAGGCACACAAGGCUGCUUUAUGCUGACGCGCACUGUCUUCAAAGGUCGACGCGUUUCCAAACUCACCUUUGCGCGCACCGGGCGUUCAGCACAGCUGCUUUUUUAUGAAAAAGUGAGUCGGGGUGGAGGGGUUGGGGGGUUCAUUCACAACUAGCCGUGAACCGCUCGGGAUCAUCCGCACGUGCAUUUGCGCACAGCCUCGCGCAAAAUCUCUGAUCGCCACCACCGGAAGGUCUCGUUUUUGGUCUCCCACGCGCAUCCACUCGACUGCGCGUGCCACAGCGAUGUGGGUCCGAACCGCGGGGCUUUGACGAACGAUCACGGGUAAAGCGGAUGAACCCCUUCGGCUUUCCGAGGAGAGGCGAGGCUGACGGCUGACACGAUGCGAGGACUGGACAACAGUACCUUCCAGUCCAACAUCCCAGUGGCUGCUGACAUCACAGUGGGCGUGGUCUACUCCCUUUUUGGUGUUUGUUCUCUCUGUGGAAACAGUAUGCUGCUGUAUGUGUCCUACAAGAAGAAGCACCUCUUAAAACCAGCCGAGUUCUUCAUUGUUAACCUGGCCAUCAGCGACCUGGGCAUGACUCUCAGCCUCUACCCCCUCGCCGUCUCCUCAAGUCUCGCACACAGAUGGCUUUAUGGAAGGACAGUGUGUGUGAUCUAUGCCUUCUGUGGUGUUUUGUUCGGAAUCUGCUCUCUGACCACUCUCACUAUACUCAGCACUGUUUGCUGCCUCAAAGUCUGCUACCCACUUCAUGGUAACAGGUUCACUUAUGAGCACGGUCGUGUGUUAAUAGCAUGUGCAUGGGCCUACGCGCUGGUGUUCGCAUGCUCUCCCCUCGCCCACUGGGGUCAGUAUGGUCCUGAACCCUACGGCACAGCCUGCUGUAUCGACUGGGCCUGGUCCAAUCACAACUCAGUCGCCCGCUCCUACACCUCUGUGCUCUUCAUUGCCUGCUACAUUGUGCCAUGUGGCAUCAUCAUUGUCUCCUACACACGCAUACUGCUGACGGUCCGAGAGUCCCGCAGGGCAGUGGAGCAGCACAUCUCAGCGCAGACGCGCAUGGGCAACAUCCAGGCCAUCAUCGUGAAGCUGAGUGUGGCGGUGUGUAUAGGAUUCUUCACCGCAUGGAGUCCAUAUGCGCUAGUGUCUAUGUGGGCGGCGUUUGGCCAUUUUGAGGACAUCCCGCCCCUGGCCUUCGCCAUCCCCGCGGUUUUUGCCAAAUCCUCCACCCUUUAUAACCCUCUCAUCUACCUCUUGCUCAAACCCAACUUCCGCCACCUCCUCUGCAAGGACAUGCGCUCCCUACGAGGGGUUUGCAUGCACUACUGCCUGUGCCAGUGUUUUCCGCACUGGAGCUACCGCCCAUCGCUAGCCCUCAAUCUGCGGCCCCUGCGGCGGCGAGGCCAGUCCAUCUCCGAAUCAAUGGGGGGGCCAGUAGGUCUGUUUCACUGCCCUUGCGAGAGGUGCAACGACCCGUUUGAGCAGUUUAAGCACUACCCACGCCGCUGCCCCGUCAACGUGAACACUGUGCAGCUGUCUCUGCAGGACAGCACCGAACCCGAAUUGGAGCCGGAGCUGAAACGAGAACCUAGAGAGAUAAAAGAACGCAAACCAAAGAGCCAAUCAAUGGAGUGUAAGAAAUCCGUACGGGUGAUUGUGAGGGGGCGGAAAUGUUCCGAGAUCGACAGUCUGGAGAUCACUUUGGAAACGGUGCCUGCUCACGGCAAAGCUGCCAAAACGGCAAACUGUAACACCUGAGCCUAUGCAUGGGUGCGUGUGUGUAUUCACCUGUCUGGAAAUCGACUUUCACGUAUGCCUCAAUUAAGACCCUGACAACAAAUGACUUUCUGAACAAAGUAUUGUGUGUGUUGGUUUGUCUGUAAUGGAGUGCAAUGACUAUUUUUUAAAAGUCUUUUUUUUGAAAGAAAUAGUUUCUUAUGAACAACUGAAACAAUGUUAGCGUUUUUAACUCAUCGAAAUUUUAAAUGAAGUCACGUCUUAGCUACCAGCCGAGGGACUGAACACAUAUGCAUUCUUGAAGUCGCUUUGGUAAACAUGAAGAGUAUGUUUUUACAGUACAGCUGUUGUAAAAACCUCCUUUCAAAGCACUUUUUACACGUUCUAAACCCCAGGUAAAUGGAAUCCUGUGUUGUUUCAUAAUGCUUAUAAUUACCUGAUGAUGAUAAUUAAUCCUGGGUAUUCAUAUGCUGUCACCAUUUAUUACUAAACCCCAGGUUAAUGUUCUUAUUUGCAUAUUUGCAAUUUCAGCGUCAUUGAUUUAAUGAACAUAGCACUCAACCUGUUUACAUUACACCUUUCGCAUUGUGCUUUAUAUUAUAUAAUGCAGACUGUACGAUUAGGUUUUUCCUGAAUGGACUCUCUUCCUCGCGAGUUUUCUAUUCAUAUUAUGACGAUAGGCGCAAAUGACAGAAACAGUGGGUUUGGCGUCAGGUCCUGGAGAGUCAUUAAUCACUCACCCCCAUAUCGUUCCAAACCCGUAGGGCCUUCGUUCAUCUUCACAACACAAACUAAGAUAUAUUGAUGAAAUCCGAGAGCUUUCUGACCAUGCAUAAAAACCAAUGCAACUGACACAUUGAGAAGCCAGAAAGGUAGUAAGAACAAAAUUAAAAUCAACCUGGUCUCAUAAAAAUAUGUACAUCUGUGCACUUUUCGUGCAACAUAGUUUUUACACCGGUUCAAUAUGUGAACCCUGGUACAUUUUUUAAUGAUAAUAUAUAUACGUAUUCAGAAUUAAAAUAUCCGUGGACUGUUGCUAAAAGUUAAUGCUCUAUCAUGUUAGAAAUAUGCCCUACACCAAAUCCAACCUUAGUCUUAACAAAUGCAAAACACAUUUGUUAAUGCAACAGAUUUGAAUUGUUUAGUUAAACGGUAGUUACGCAGGAUUCAAACCAGAGCUCCUUGCCUAUUAAACACGUGUAUGUACUCCUUGAGCUACCAAAUAUACCUACUCUCUAUGAAAACCCAUAGAUAUGUCUCAUGUAACGUUCAAAAGCAUCAGUUUUCCAAAAUCCCAGCAUAUUAGUAUUGUCACAACAUGAUAUUCUUCAAGUAAAGAAUUUUGUGCAAAAAUUACGCUUUAUUAAUUGAAACUUUGUCAAUUUGUGUGAAAAGGAAUAAAAGGUGUUAGAGUUUUACUGCCUCUAAUGUUCGUUUCUUUUGGAACCUGUAGUGAUAUGUACUUGUACAUAUUUUGCGUCUCGCUAAAAACGUGCACUCAGGUUUUUUUUUUUAUGCCAUGAGACCAGGUAGAUUAAAAUUUGAAUUUGAAUGAAGCUUUGAGAAUACUUGCAGAAAGAAAACAAAAAUAACAAUUUUUCACAACAAAACCCAGUCAUGUUUCAAGGGGGUCCCCAGGUAAAAAUGCAUUCUGGAGGUGAAACACGUGGUUUUCUUCCAGCUUCCACUGGUUAAAUCUUAAUUUUAGGGGCUAAAUAUCACAUUAUUAGGGUCGCUUAAUCUCAAGAAAACAUGAAAAACAUCCUUGGCAGACUUCUCAACACUGAUGCUGGCUCAUGCUGAAAGAUAUGAAAUGUUGAAUAAAGACUUUUUUCGGAGUUUUCUUUGUUCACAAAAAGUAUUCUCGCAGCUUCAUAAAAUUACAGUUGAACCAUUGAUGUCACAUGGACGAAUUUAAGAAUGUUCUUACUACAUUUCUGGGUUUUGAACCGGGUAGUUGCUUUGCUCUCUAUGCGGGAUCACAACGCUCUCAAACCUAUUUAAAAAUAUCUUUGUGUUCGGAAGAUGAACGAAGGUCUUAUGGGUUUGGGACGGCAUGAUUUUUGGAUGAACGAUCCCUUUAACUGCGACAGAAUCAAGUGUACAGGAUUGUGCGAUAACAAAAAGGCAGGAUACGACAAUGCUAUUUUCAAAAAUCGUUCAGGUGAAUGCAUCUCUGGAGACAGGAAAGCUAACAUUGGAUUUAGACGUAUAGCUUGAUGCCUAAAUAUGUAUGUUUUCUCUGAUCAUUCAAGAUAUAUGGUGCCAACAGUGUGGGGUUAACAUAACAAAAGCAUCAGAGCAGGGUUUUACAAUACCAGGUAAAAGGAAGUGUUAACCAUUCUACUUAAGGAUAAGUGUGAAACAUUACUCUACCUGGGGGUAUAAUGAUGUUAACCUAGGGUUGAAAGGCCCUAUAUGAGUGACUAACUGAUAUGCUUACAAUUUUGACUAUAUUAACUUUAAUUAAAAUGAAAAAAGAUGUUAUUGGCAUUAGAUGGAUGUUUUGUGGGUCACACUCAAGAAUCUGUUUCAGAGCUAUAGAUUCAAAUAGUUGAAUGAGACUGUAUGUAUUAUUGAAAUAUUUAAUUUUUGUUUCUGACCCACAUAAGAAAUUUUGGAAAGCCUUUAAAAUAACACUGAUCUGAGAUAAAUAUAAAAUAAAACUAAAAAAAAGCAAAAUACAGUUUAAUGGAUGGUAUAAAAUAUUUAUGACAGGCAAAAUCUUUGUUGUGUGUAUCUUAUGUGAUUGCUACAAGA